Messenger RNA from Colletotrichum scovillei, 886 nucleotides. RefSeq lists its product as uncharacterized. The coding region runs from base 317 to 655 and encodes 112 amino acids. The transcript is spliced from 2 exons. Gene Ontology annotation, cellular component: EKC/KEOPS complex. The record is from RefSeq and is a predicted model, not a curated record. Lineage: Eukaryota; Fungi; Ascomycota; Sordariomycetes; Glomerellales; Glomerellaceae.
ACUUUGUACGCAAACCUCUGUUUGCCGGCCGGACAGGAAUUUUCUUGCGCCGCCAAUGACGACUUUGCCUUCUCUUUCUGCUUCCUGUCAAGUUCCUUUUCCGAAAGAUCUUCAUCACUCCCCACAGAGCCGCCGCGACAGUGCAACAGCAACGGGGCUUUCCCAUUCCUGUCCAACCAAGGCACCUCACCACCUUACUUACCUAAGAUAGUCUAUCUACCUAUCUCUAUCUCUAUCUCAAUUUCACCCCUCCCCCUCCCUCCACAUCCCACCUCCAAGCGCAAAAGCUCCCCCAGCGCCGAAAAUCCCCAACACCAUGGCCGUCCACAGCACCAUUGACCAAGAGUUCCCCUGCUCAUUAACAAUCAACGUCCCCUUCCCGACCCCGCGCCUAGCCACCGUUGCGCACAAAGCCCUCGCCGUCGACCAAGAACUGUCUCCCCUCGUCCGCCGCACCUUCUCCAUCGAUUCCGACUCACCGACUGACGCCGGCGCCGACGCUGCUUCCGUCCUGCGCGUACACUACAAGGCCACCACAAACCGCAUGCUUCGCGUGGCCGUCAACGGCCUCAUGGAGAGCCUGAACCUCGUUGUCGAGGUCAUGGAGGAGCUGGAUGUUGAUGUUUUGGAACACAACCGGGUCUCUUCGCAAUAAGGGGUUCAAAAAAGACAGAAAAAGAGUAGUGAAGAGGAGAAGGGGGGAAAAAGGCCUCUCGUGGAUUGCUACCCGAAAUAUGGGGAACUAAAAGGCGCAAGAAAAAAAGCUUACCGCUGGAAAUUCGGGACAAGAGAGCGGGAACGCAGUCGCACGCGAUGGGAAGAGAAGACGGGAAACGAUGCAUCAUGACUUCAUUUUUUACAUUUUUUGUGAUACCCUAGAAUACAC